UAAAGAAAAUCUAUAAAUCUAGUACAUGUAGGUGCUUGCUUUACUUUUGUUAAGCUUCAAUAUACUUGAAACGUAGCCAGACAUUAUAGUUAGGUUUGGCCUAUGUUCAGGGAUAUUUCAAAAAUAUUGAACUAUAAAUUUUAGCAUUAACUUUGCCAGUGAUUUUGCCUUUACAUUCUUGGAUGACAUUUGUGUGUCAGGAUUAGUGUUCAUUCCCAUCGCUUCUAGUGGUGACCAUGCACCAUAACUUUAUCUCACAGUUUCUUGUGUGGGCUAGUGUGAUUUAAAGCAUUAAUUUUGUUAUAUCUUGGUAAUUAUUAUCUGCUACUUUUUUGAAAAUAAUCAUUCUUUUGGGCUGUUAGGAAAUUUCUGACCAUCUCGAAAUGUUCUUUGUAAAUAUGCAUAUUAAAUACUCAGUCAUUAAAAAAAUUGUGGAAUUGUGAAUACUCGUGUGCCAAUUUUAUGAAGGGGCGCAUCGCUGUUUGUCAUAAUGUUGGAGCAACAGUGUUAAUUCUAUUUUCCUAGCUUAAGCCCAGUUUUCAUGAAGAAUAGUCUGGGAAUAGAAUCUGAAGUAACUCGUACCUUUCUCUCCCUUCCACCAACUUCUCAAUAGGACUUCCGGAUCGAUGGAGUUUCAAGUGCCAUUUUUUUUUUACACAAAUACAAUAGUGACAAACAUCUAUACAUAGGGCAGUAUUUUUAAUGUGGAGGAGAGGAGCAAAAUUUGUGGUGAGAUUGCAGGAGAAAUAGUGAAAUUUAUCAUACUAUAGUUUACAAUGAGAGUUUCUUGGCUGUGGGUUUAUUUCUUUACUGCUCUAAAAAAAAAUCUACCAAGUAUGAAGCAGUGUCACAAAUAACUAGAAUUUAACUAAACAUGUAUUAUGGCACACAUUUUUAAAACUGAAAGUUAUAUUUAUAAAGUAGCAAAAUUCUGAGAUUGUAAUCAAUACCGUUAAAUGAGAUCAAUAUAUCAAUUUAAAAGGAGGGAAAAUAUGGAAAAAUUUUGACAAUAAUAAAAAUUUACCAAAAUUUGAUAAAAAUCCGAAUUUUUUUUUUUUUUUUUUCUUAUUUUUGCAUAAAAAAUAAUUUUUGUGACAUUUGGACACCGUAAAAUACGCAUACUCGUAAUUAAGUUAAGUUGCACAAAUACUCUUUUGCUAGAAUCUUUGUUUUUAGCGAAACUUAGAUGGUAUUAUACCACAAAUUUAAAUUUUCGUCCUCAUUUCACAACAGAAUAAAGUAUUCCUUUUCUUCAAUUUCUUAUAUUUGUAUUAGGGAGUAUUGCAUAUUAGAAGCUGCGGAAAACGAAUGUUUAUUGCCAUGAAAAUUUUUAUUGUCAAAAGUUAACGAUUCGUGCUGCUUUGUCUUAUUGUCAAAAAGUGGUAGGAAUACAUCAAACCCACUUAUUAACUUUCGCGUUUUGGCAGGGCGUCGAUCCGUGACGUCAUGUUUUGAAGUUUGAACUCCUUUUGGGUUUGAGGUCGACCCAUUUGCAGACCGGUUUCUUGCAUCUUCGUCGCUCUCUCACUUGCUCAUUCAUUUACUCAGUCAGUAUUCGCUAUGGUCAGCUGACGGCACAGAAUGAACGGCGAACGCCAAAGGAAUUACGGAUGCCACGCGAACCUUCUAGUGAAUAUAAUCAUCUUGCUCAUAUUUACGAGAUGUGGUAUAACGUCGGCAGACGAAGCUUAUAUAGGUCUUCCUUUGGGAAAGCUAAACACAUAUGCCCAUCAAGUAACUGGUCAUGUAUAUGCAGUAGAUGAGCACACAUUAUUGAUCAAGAACUUUUUCUAUGAUGGCCUUGGACAAGAUACUUUCUUCUGGGCUGGUUCUACUGUGCGUCCAAGUAAUAUUGGAUUCAUUGUUCCUGAUGAAGAAGGAAGAACAAACAGGCUCCAGAGGUAUGUGAAUGAAGAUGUGACCUUGAAACUGCCAGAUAACCGAAAAUUAUCGUCAAUAAAAUGGCUCGCUGUCUGGGACCUUAGAGAACAUAAUAAUCUGGCUGAUGUAUAUAUUCCGGAAGGUCUAGAACCUCCUUCACCGCAGAGAAUUUCUGAAAUGAGCAGAAAUUCUCAUGGGGUACAAUCCGACGGUGUAGUUGUUGAAGAUUCGAAGACCAUCACCAUACUGAAUUUGUUUUAUGAUGGCAAUGAAACAGAUGUAUAUUUUUGGGCAGGUGUAGGCCCUCAACCAACACCUUUCGGUCAGAAAAUACCCGAUGAAAAGGGCUACUUGAACUCAUUAACAAAGUAUACUGGCAAGGAUGUUACUCUGAGGCUCCCAGGAAAGUUAACUAUGGAUGACAUUGAUUGGCUGAGCAUUUACAAUGUAAGAAAGCAAGAGAACUAUGGGUCCACUGUCAUUCCGGAUAAAUUGAACAUUCCACCUUCCCUGAUACAUGUCAUAGAACACGAGUCUCCUCUGCCAAAUUGUGAACAACUGCAUAGAGACCUAAUGUUGAGCUGGGAAAUAUUCGGACCUGCUAUAACUUUUGAGCUUGCUGCGCAGAUCGAUGAAGAUGAAUACAUGGCCGUUGGUAUUAGCGGUUCAGACAAUAGUUCUCAGAUGAUUGGUUCUGAUGUGGCAGUAGCUUAUAUGGACGGUCUUUUGGGUAUUACAGCUGAUUACAAUAUUUCGGGGAAAUUUCCGUGUUCUAAUGUUCUGGGCAAAAAUGGUGGUGUAUGUCCAGAUGAAAAAGUUGGAGGUGUUCCAAAUGGUUACCAAAUACAUACUUAUGUUCGAAAAGACGGCAUCACCGUCAUCACUUACAGGAGGAAUCUACUAAAUACAGAGGACAGUGGUGAUAAAGUAUUUAAUCAGGAAGGAGACACGUACCUGAUAUGGGCAGUUGGAAAGUACAAUUCUUUCAAAGAGCCAACUUAUCACAGACUGGUCCUUAGAGGAGAUCUAAAACUGAACUUGGGUCGGAAACCAGGCGUUAAAAAUUGUGAACCUUUCACACGCUCUCGAACGAAAGCGACAGAGAAAUCUUGGGGCCCUCUCAGGAUUCGAGAUCCUCAGGUGACUACCUUCACUGUUAGAGUUGGAGUUCCCGGUGGAAUGAAGGGAUACUCUGGUAUCACAGGUCGAUCAUCUCCUGGAGUUGCAUGGUACGUAAACGGUCUUCUCAGCCCUGAACUAUAUUUAAGGAGAAAUCGAAGGUACACUUUUAUUGUAGAAGGAGGAAGCGAUCCUUACAACGCUCGUUUCUAUCAUCCAUUCUAUAUAACUGAUGAUCCACACGGUGGUUAUGCUAAAUACUCAGAAGAAGAAAGACAGGGUAAGAAAAUCUACGCUGGCGUGGAAUUCGAUCGUAGAGGUCGACCACACCCAUCGGCGGCUGGCCGCCUAUGCUCUUGGGUGCACAAUACUUCUCACCGUUACUCCGUGGACGAUUAUCCAACAUAUCCAAAAUUUCGGAAUUCUUUGAUGCUGAAAUGCUCUGAAGGAGAACCAUCCGUCCUACAUUUUACACCCAAUGUGAGUGCUCCAGAUCUUCUGUACUACCAAAGCUACACUCAACGAGAUAUGGGCUGGAAGAUCUUUAUUGUCGAUGAGAUCAUCAAUGCAGCACCUUCUUCGUUGCAUAUUUCAAUGAUUUCAGUCAUUUCGUGCGUUGUAACUGUGCUCUUGUGGACAGGAAUUCGAGAGAAUGUAUUUUAAUUUGUAAUAUAUUUUAUGAAAAUAAAUUUUUAUUUAUUAGUUA
This is a messenger RNA of Stegodyphus dumicola, 3706 nucleotides long. RefSeq names its product protein Skeletor, isoforms B/C-like. NCBI's taxonomy places the organism in Eukaryota, Metazoa, Arthropoda, Arachnida, Araneae, Eresidae. The record is from RefSeq and is a predicted model, not a curated record.